Messenger RNA from Anarrhichthys ocellatus (wolf-eel), 2649 nucleotides. RefSeq names its product RAB15, member RAS oncogene family (gene rab15). The transcript is spliced from 7 exons. Bases 212 to 853 code for a protein of 213 amino acids. Gene Ontology annotation, biological process: Rab protein signal transduction. The record is from RefSeq and is a predicted model, not a curated record. Gene Ontology annotation, molecular function: GTP binding; GTPase activity. NCBI's taxonomy places the organism in Eukaryota, Metazoa, Chordata, Actinopteri, Perciformes, Anarhichadidae.
ACCCACUGGAAGCUGGAGGCUGCAUGGGAAGCCGGAGCAUCCCUGUUUAGUCACCCACCGACCCAGCGUCACUGAACAAAAAGAAGCGUCGCCAAAAGCCUCAUGUUGACCAUUUGAGCAGACAUGGGAUGCAGGCGGGGAGGGAUCGGUCAUCCAUCACUGAGUUAGCGGACUGGGGCUUUUUUAAAAAUUCAACACUACAUCCAACACCAUGGCUAAGCAGUACGAUGUGCUCUUCCGACUCCUGCUCCUCGGAGAUUCUGGGGUUGGGAAAACAUGUUUGUUAUGCAGAUUCACGGACAACGAAUUUCACCCGUCUCACAUCUCCACCAUCGGAGUCGACUUCAAAAUGAAGACGCUAGUAAUAGAUGGUAUCAAAGUACGGAUACAGAUAUGGGACACUGCAGGCCAAGAAAGAUACCAGACCAUCACUAAGCAGUACUACAGACGAGCACAGGGAAUCUUCCUGGUGUACGAUAUCACAAGUGAGCGAUCCUUCCAGCACAUCAUGAAGUGGGCCAGUGAUGUGGAUGAGUACGCUCCCGAGAAGGUCCGGAAGAUCCUUGUAGGGAACAAGUCAGAUGAGGUGGACAAGAGGCAGGUGGCCACCGAGCAAGGUAUCAAGCUGGCCAAGGCUUACGGAAUGGACUUCUUUGAGACAAGUGCCUUCACCCACCAAAAUAUAACAGAGACUUUCACACGAUUGGCUGAACAGGUGCUGGCAGCCAAUAAAAAGGACCUGGAUCUUCUCCGGAUGUCCUCUAAUGACGAGAUUAAUCUUGCUGCUCUGGAGGAAGAGGAAGGACUCUGUGACAGUGUGGCGGGCGAUCAAGGCAAAGGCUGCUGGUGUUAAAGACACAAUUCAAAUCGGAUAGUCUGUUAUCACCAGACACUUUGCACACUCUAGGCAAAAUGGGUUUAUUUUUGUCGUUAGUUGAAACAAAGAGGAACACUGAGCUGCAAUUUUUGCCUACAUGUUCCUCCGUGUCACGUGCCAAAAAUGCUAACGAGCCAUUUGAGAGCAGUUUCAAGGACAAAGGUGGAAACAUUUUGCCUCAGAGUGCCAAGUGUGUGGUGGAUUAACCAACUGAAGGUCCAAAUGUCAAGGUUUCCCUCAGUGGGACAGAAUGUUCAUUGUCUAAAAGCACUAAUUCCUGCUCAGUUCAGUGUGUCCUGGAUGGAACCAAAUACAAAUCCAUGUCCUCUACCAAUUCUGCAAUUGACAUAGAGUUGAAAGGACUUAACUCAAAGAUGAGAUUGUAUCAUCGUUUCUUACAGAAUUUGUACAGCGUUCAGAUAUAUACAAUUUGGGAAUGACUUGGAAUCGUCCACCACUGACUUGAAACUUUUCACAACGUUGUAUUUCACAUUGUUUUCCGAGCGCUGUCGCUUAUAUUCAUCACAGGGCCGGUUGCCUUGCAAAUCAACAACGUGAUUGAUUCCAUUUGGCCUUCAUCCGCCCCUUCGGUGUUUUCCUUUUAUGUGGGGAAUCGGCACCCCUGCACACACAGCCUUUCUACUGUUGAAUGCAUUAGAUGUAGUGUGAGCAUUUGACCACAAGAGGGUGCUACGUGCAUUGUGAAAACAAUACACACACUGGAGCGUUGUCCUGUGUUAAAUUAUGCUAUUUUGCCUUAUUUUUUCCUUAUGUGUUUGUUUUUGGUUGUAAUUGCACUUGCAAUGACCACCUUUUAAUGCGAUGAAAGGAUUCUAAACAUAUGCAGCAAUUUUAUUAUUUCCUUUUAUUGCUUUUAUGCAAAUAUUGGCUCAGUAAAUACGUUUUGCCGCUGCAAUAUCAUCCAUGGAAGACCACACAUACACUCUGACAAUGACGCCUGUACCAGUCGUUGACUGAGGGAAACAUUGAGAGCAAAAUUAUUCAAUUUCCCUGUAGCAAAACUGAAGAUGUUUUUCAUUUUAUAGUCUUUGUUUAUUCCAGAAAAUAUCAUAUAGCACGGAGAGUUUGAUAACAGCUCCUUGUCUUGCUCCAUUGUACAUAGCAGGUUUUUCAAAGCAUUGUAGAUUGGUAGAAUCAUGAGGGUACGACAUUAAUUUAUUGUAUUAUUAGAGGGCUGUAUAAAAAAGUCCACAGUGAUAUUCUGGUCCGAAAUAUUCCCUCUGUGAAGAUAAUAAUGUUUUGGUCAUUCUGUAGUUUUCUCGCUGUUUUGUACAGAGUCCAGUAGAGAUGCCAGUUACCCCCCACACUUCAAAACGGGACAAGCGAGGGUUUUGCAUGCGAUCCACUCUUCUUUCCUUUCUUUUAUUGCAACUUCAAUGAAGUUAAUCGACAACUGACCAUACAAGCAUUUGACCAGAGUUGCCUGUUUGAGACUUAAACAGAAUCACCACCACUGGAAGACAUUUGGCUACAUUUUGUUUUUUUUUGCAACUUAGUAAUACUAAAUGCUACUCAAAACAGUUGUUAAUCUGUGCACAGUGUGAAAUGGCAGUAUGUUGUACUGAACGAUGUUCUGGACUAAGCUCUAGAUACACAAUGUAUCUGUGUUGUUUUCGAGAACUACUUUUCUUUCUUUUAGACUACUUCAACUUGUAUUUGUGGAAAUAUAUUACAUGCAACAUGUGAAAUGCAACAUGUUAUUCUCGGAGGAAAGAUGUCAGAUGUUUAUGAGUAAAUACUUGCAGAGAUAA